UAUAUUUUCAGUGCCCCAAAAAUUUGCAGCCCCAAUUCUUCAAACAAGAACCCCAGGAAUCCAUCUCUGUGCACUGAUUCUAGCAAUCGCGAAAUGGCGAGCUCUCUGCGGCGGCUGGCGAGCAAUUCCGCCGUGAUUUCUCGAUCGGCGUUUCCAAGAGCAUUCUCCACGGAAAGCGCAUUGGUCGAAACAAAACCCGGCGAGAUCGGCACGGUUUCGGGCAUCCCCCAAGAGCACCUCCGCCGAAAGGUUAUGAUAUUCUCACCUGCCCGAACUGCUACUCAGCAAGGAGCUGGGAAGGUCGGUAGAUGGAAAAUCAAUUUCUUGUCCACGCAAAAAUGGGAGAAUCCACUUAUGGGUUGGACAUCCACUGGAGACCCAUAUGCCAAUGUCGGAGAUUCUGCACUAAGCUUUGACAGUCAAGAAGCUGCAGUAUCAUUUGCUGAGAGACAUGGUUGGGAGUACACGGUGAAGAAGCACCACACCCCAUUAUUGAAGGUGAAGGCAUACGCAGACAACUUCAAAUGGAAGGGCCCUCCUGCGUCUGAGGCAAGCUAAUUUUUCAAAUUUUAUCCUUUGCUCGGGGGUUUAGCUUAGAAUGACCAAGGAUCAGUACUUCGUGUAAUCCUUCGAAUGAAUAAAUCAUACUACAACAUUGGAUUCCUUCAUGCUUGCUUUGUUUGCGCAGAGGUUCAGUUCAGUCCACUUUGCACUUGUUUCAUUUGUUGUAAGACAAAAAGAUACCUAUGUAUUACAGAAUGAUUGAAGAAAACAAUGUUGUUUUUGCUUA
Messenger RNA from Salvia hispanica, 790 nucleotides. It is a transcript of the gene FRO1, whose product is annotated as NADH-ubiquinone oxidoreductase-like protein. The record is from RefSeq and is a predicted model, not a curated record. NCBI's taxonomy places the organism in Eukaryota, Viridiplantae, Streptophyta, Magnoliopsida, Lamiales, Lamiaceae. Gene Ontology annotation, biological process: electron transport chain.